Molecule: messenger RNA, 8349 nt
Organism: Mustela erminea (ermine)
Lineage: Eukaryota; Metazoa; Chordata; Mammalia; Carnivora; Mustelidae
Gene: ZNF831
Product: zinc finger protein 831
Exons: 9
Coding region: 782-5839 (1685 amino acids)
Source: RefSeq, a predicted model, not a curated record
CAGGUACUUCCUAUUUCGGAGCCAGCCCGGGUUUCGUCUCUGGUUGAGUCUCCUCCAUGCUGCUCAGAAUGGUGCUUUUCUAGUUCAACAUGGAGUUGACUCAAAGGCCAAGCAAUGGGGGAGCCAUCCUCUUUUGUUUUAUUUUCUAAGAUGCAGAGAACAUCUCUCUGUGCUUUGAGAUUCUGCCUGCGGAGUUGGGAUGGUGGAAGACGCCUCAGACACCUUCUCGGGGAAGAGUCGCAGACUCCCUACACAGAGGAGCAGAAGGGUGCAUGAGCCCCCUCGUCCUGAGGGAGGAGGGCAGCCCACAGGUUUCUUCGGGAACUAUGGCUGUCUUCUCAGUCUCUGGCCAGGUCAUUUGUAUUUGAGUUGGAGCAUCAUUGACUGAAAAUCAUCAAGCUUCAUAAAGAUGCCUCGGGCUGACCAAAGUGAAACUGAUUAACUUGGAAAAGGAAAAAAGAAAUGUCAGUAACUGUCAGCAGGUUGUUCCCCUUUGGUGCUUACGCUGUCUUACGAGCCUGUGGGGAGUCUCUCUCUUACCCUCCUUGUUUAUCCCCGUUUUACGAAUGAGAAGCCUAAAGAGAAAGGAACUUGCUGCAGCCACACAGCGGGCUGCACACUCAUCCCAACGAGUAUUAUGAGCUUGGGGAGCUCAGAGGAGGUGCGGGUCUGCACAUGUGGCAGAAUGGAGGAGGCGAGGGGUGCUUCACGCUCUCCGCACGUGGACCCUCAGGAUGGCAAGAAGGUCGCCAGGCAUCCUGAACCACCCAGAUGACGCAGGAUGGAGGUGCCAGGACUCACUUCCCCUGCCUCGCCUGCCAGGGACCAGCCAGCGACGGCUCCUGGACACGCAGGAGCCCCCGGUGGGCAGGUCUCACCUCACCUGACCCUGAGCCCUGUCGUUCUGCCCCCGGAGCAGGGUCUGGCCCCUACAGUGUUCCUGAAGGCCUUGCCCCUCCCAUUGUACCACACAGUGCCUCCGGGGGGCCUCCAGCCACGUGCCCCCCUAGCCACACGCAGCUUGGAUGGGGGCGGCGCACCCUUUCUUCUCAGCCCCCUGCUGCGGCCUGAAGGACCUGGCCCUGCCCAGGUGGGGAAGCCGGCACUCGUGUGCCCGGCUCUCACCGUGAACAUCGUGGGCACUCUGCCUGUCCUGUCGCCAGGACUGGGGCCCACGCUGGGGAGCCCGGGCAAGGUACGGAAUGCCGGCAAGUACCUUUGCCCACACUGUGGCCGGGAUUGCCUGAAGCCCAGUGUUUUGGAGAAGCACAUCCGGUCCCACACCGGUGAGAGGCCCUUUCCAUGUGCCAUCUGUGGCAUUGCCUUUAAGACCCAGAGCAACCUGUAUAAGCACAGACGCACCCAGACCCACCUCAACCACUCUCGACUGUCCUCAGAGUCUGACGGAGGUGGGGGCAGCCUCCUGGAGGAGGGGGACAAGGCUGGAGAGAGCUCCAGAGCAGAAGGCCUGGGGGACGGCAGCAGCCAGAGAGUGGGUGAUGGGGCCCGAUCAGAGAGACCCCUUUCUCCAGGCACCCAGGGUGCUGGGCACUGCCCGGUGCCUGCCAUGCGCCUGUCUUCUGUUGCCAAGACCCUGGGUCUGAAGUUGGAAGCUGUUCCCUGUCCAGGGUCCACAUUUGCUGACAGAGAGACCCCUGUGAUCUCUGCCCACACAGCCUCCCCUGGGCUCGCCCUGCCUGGCUCCCAACCAAGGUGGAAGCUGCCAGAGCAGACGUCCCCGACCGCCGGCCGGCUGUGCUCCCUACAGCAGCAGCAGGCAGCCACGUCUUCAGAGAAGCCCUGGGACACUAAGGCCUCAGAGGGCCGGCUGCGGAAGUGUGAGAGCACUGACUCGGGCUACUUGUCCCGCUCGGAUAGUGCAGAGCAGCCGCCGGCCCCUGGAAGCCCCCCGCGCGGCCUGUUGGAGCAUAGGGCUGAGUCCGACGGGGAGGUGGCACUGGGGUCUGGGGGACCCGGCCUGCAGCUGGAGAAGAAGAAGCUAGAGGAGCGCAUCUCCUGGCUCAUCUCCCACAAUCAGGCUGUGGUGGACGAUUCCCAGCUGGACAACGUGCGGCCCCGCAAGACAGUCCUGUGCAAGCAAGGCAGUAUCGACCUGCCCAUGCCCUACACCUACAAAGAUUCCUUCCACUUUGAUAUCCGGGCGCUGCAGCCUGGCCGGAGGAAGCCUGCUGCCCUCACCUCGGCCCAUUCUGCCUUCACCCCCCCAGACAAGGUGCGGCCGCUCUUCUUUCACUCGGUCCCCACUCAGCUCUCCACCACUGUGGCAUGUGUGCCCGUCACCAGGAGCAACUCACUGCCUUUUGUCGAGGGCACCAGGACAUGGCAGGAGCCCCCGGACCACCAGGAUGCCUGCCCCAGGAGGCAGAAGCCUCUGAGCCCCAGGCCUGCCCCCUCCCGACUGGUGGAUGUCCCCAGUGGCCACCCCCGGGCCCUGGUGAGACAGGUUGCCGUGGAGGACCUGCCCUGUCCCCCUUCUGGAGACAGCCUGGUGCCUGCAGAGGACCCGGAUGGAAACAGAGCUGCUGCUGGGGAGGGGGCAGCCAGCAAGGGCAGAGCAGCCAGUAAGAAAUGCAGCCAGAGGAAGCUGAAGAUGUUCUCCCAGGACAAGUGGCAGGUGUAUGGGAAUGAGACGUUCAAGAGAAUCUACCAGAAAAUGAAAACCAGCUGCCAUGGAGGCAAGAAGGCCAGGGAGAUGACCGUGGGUAGUGGGACAGAGCUGGACCUUCCUCUCCAGGAAGAGGUAGCAGGGAAUGAGGGCACAGUACCGUCCCAGGACGGGAGGAGCCCUGGUCAUGGAGACACAUCUGCGGGGGCCAAACCAGGGCCUUGCCAAAAUCCACUGGCCCCGGAGGGCUUCUUAGUGAUGGAACCCCCCAAGCAGAGGGCGAUGGUAGCCCAAGCGGGAAGCAGUGACCAGCCUCGGGUGAACAGCGCCAUGUCUCCUCCCACCGUCCGCUGCACAGAAGCCUCCUGUUCAGGUGGCAAGAGCCCCCUCCUUUCUCCAAGCAGGAGGCUGGAGCUGGGGUGUCAGCUGCCACCAGUACCUGGUCCCCUCAGGGGAGGUGAUAGAGAGACUCCCAAGCUGGUUUUGCCAGACCCUAAGCUGGAAGGAGGCACCCUUCGUGGUGGGGACAAGAAGGAGCCCUGUCAGUGGACCCAAACUGUGCCGAGGCGGCCCAGUGGUAGCUCUGGGGAACCCCAGCCCUCAGAGGACAAGCUCCCCUCAGAGAGGAAGAAGCUGAAGGUGGAGAAGCUGAGCUGCCAGGAGCAUUCAGAGCCUCUGGGAACAGAAAGAGAGGCCCCAGGUGGCCCCAUGCAGGCCGCCUCCCCACCGUCUCAGAACCAGGACAGUGACCCUGGGGAUAAGCCAGGGGAGCUACGUGAGAGUGCUGAUGGCAUGGCGAGGGCCAGGGCUGGGCAGCCAGGUAGGCCGUUGGAGCUUUCUGGCGCCGCCUCUGCUACUCCUUCUGUGGCCCAGAGGCAGGCGGAGCUGGGGGAAGAGAUCUUGCCGUGUCCUGCAGCCACGUCCCUUGGGCAUCAUUCCCACGUGGCAUCUGGUGUCCUCACUGCUCUGGCAGACACUGCCUUCCCCCCCAAGUACCUCCUCAAGUUGCCUCAGGGAGAGACCUGCCCACCGCCUUCUGUCACCGCGAGGCUGGGAGAAGGCCAGGACCCUGCGUGCAGGAGCAGGCGGCCUGAGGAACUGGUGUCCUUUGUUGGGUCAGGGCUGGGGACCCGCCUGCCUCCCUGCCCAGCCUCAGGCAUGGCCACCAGUGGGGCACACAGCUUCAAGGAGGACCCCAGCUGCUCUAGGCCAUGGGGCAGGAGAAAAGGGGAACAGGGAGAGGAGAAAGGAGACUUGGACACUGGCACCCCAGCAGGGGGGCAGUCCCCUGGCUCAUCUGCCGGCACCCCCAGGGAGACCGCCUCCUUUCUGCCCACCCCAGUGUGUGCCACCCGGCAGAGUGGGCCCCCUGACACCUGUCACCUCUGCAUGGGCAGCACCGCAGUGGGCGCCAGGCCAUCUGGGGGUGUCCCGAGUCCCUGCGCACUCAGGGAGUUGGGGGGACCUACAGAGAAUGUCCCGGAAGACCCUCCUUCAGGACCCCUGGCUGGGCUCAGUUCCUGCUGCUCCUUCCUCGCGGCCUCCACCCCCCCCAGCUGGCCGGAGCUGGCCUCGUGUACCCACUCAGAGACCCAGCGGAGUUUCAGGGCCCACGGCCCUUUCCCGUCAUUGAGGGCCGAGCCCCGACUCACAUGGUGUUGCUUGAGCCGAAGCCUGCCUCUGCCCACAGAGCAGAAGGAAAAGGCUGCUUCUGUGUACUUGGCACUGCACUUCCUUGGUGGCAGCACCCAGGCCAAGGGUCCAGACACCCGGCCCGUGAGCAGGACAGUGGGAGGAUGGAUGAAGACAGGCCUGGGAGAAGGAGGGCAGGUCCAGACGUCAAAGCUCUCCUGCCCGGUGGCCUCAGGGAUAGUGUCCCAGGAGCGGGUGUCUGAGCCUGAAGGGAAGAAAGGACUGCUGUGGAGGAAGGCGAAGAUGUUUCGGGGAAACGGCAAACGGAAGCUGAGCGUCUGCUCCAGAAGGUACAAAGGCAGUUUUUUACAGAGCCGCGUUCAGCUGAGAGGGAGUGGACUGCGCAGGCCACCCAGGGUGCUGAGAAGAGGCCGCCACCCCUCCCCACUCGAGGGGCUGGACCCACGUGGGACCUGCAGGCAGCCUUCUUCAGAAAUGGCAGGGUGUUUACCAUGUUUGCUUGGUGCAUUUUCUGCGUCCUACUGUGGUGGCUGCAUCUCUCCCCCGUUAGACGGUCUGAAUCUGCAGGAGGAGCCAUCUCGUGCCUCUUCAGGAUCGCCUGCUGGUUGUGGGCACAGGGAGGAGGAGGAGGAGGAUGGCUCCAGACGAACGUCGGGAAGCUUCUCUCCCAGCACAAGUUCACGGGCUGGCAGUGGAAUAGACCAUGUAACCAUGAAGGCGAUUUCUCCAGCUGCCGGUGGGCACGGUGACCGCUGCCCUCGGAACACUGCUGCUGGGUCACGACUGUCAGAGCACUCCGAGUCCUGUGUGGCCCCGGCUAAGAAUGACAGCCUCCUGUCUCGAGGCGGAGGUCUCAGCCCGGGCUUGCUGGAGCCCCAGCCUCUGCCCUCCCAGGAGCAAGUCUCCAUGGAUCUGAAACCAUACGUUUUCUCAGAUGCUCAAGAACCUUCUUCCCCUGAGUCCAAAGGAACCUCCCCCUGCAAGGAUGUUGCUCCCUCUGUGGGUGCCAUGUGUGCUCUGGGGGAGAGAGCAGCUCACACAGCCGUGGGGAUUCACAGUGCAGAGCCACAAGACCAUAGUGCUGCAGGGGAGGCCCUGACACGAAGCUCCCCAGACAGAAAAGCUAGAGCGGAGGGCAUGUCGCCACCAGUACUGCCAGGGAGACCUUCAUCUGGGCAAAGAAUUUCAGGUUUGGUUUUGCUGGGGUCAGCUGGAAAAACUCAUCUUGAAAUACCAGCUUUAGGACCAGGCUUGGCUAGUUCAUACCAAGAGGAAGGGGAACACAAGAUGUCUUUUCCUACCAGGGGACAGUACAGGUGUGGGGAGAGGAAAGCCCCCUGCCCUCCCUUAGGAAAAGACGGUGGGGAAUGUCGAGGCCCUGGAUUAACUGCUCUAAAGGACCGUGUGGUUACUUCUAGCCCAGGGCAGCCCAGAGACGCUCCCGAAGUCCCUUCAAAGACUGUCAAGAGGAGGGGUCUGGAAGGACUGAGAAAGCAGACUCGAGUGGAGGUCAGUGACUCUAGCAGUGACGACGAGGACCGGUUAGUGAUAGAGAUGUGAAGCUUCUGAGCCUGGGGUCGGAGCCCAGAUGCUAUCAGGCUGGCAGGACAGCUGAACACUCGUUCACCAAGCACCUCCCUACGAGGAAAGCCAUUGGGGAUCUUUCCAAGGCAUCCCCAGCCAACUCCAGCCCGCAUUCCCCCGGCCCCCUUGCGAUAUACCAGGUGCCAGGAAGGGCAAAGGGAGCAAUGGAGCCCAGUCCAGGAAUGCUUGGUGCACAAAGAUUGCACUCGCCUCCCAGCCACGUCCUCUGCGUCAUUCCCCACUGCCUCGUCCAUGAGGUGGCGUUAACCAGGACAGCCGGUCUGCAUGUUGAUGUGCAAGUGAACCUGUAGAGUCAAGUGGACCGACUUCCUCCGUCAGUGAGCUGAGGGUUUGCUUCAGAGGUGGUAAGCACACGUGGGUGAUCGGGGUCGCUCGCAGAGGAAAUGGGUAUGAAUGGGGCAUCAAGAUACAUCUGUUCAUUCUGGAAACAAAAUCCAGAUUCAUUAAAACUGCAGUUUGGUUAGAAUAACUUGCGUCCUUAGGGGAAAUUGUAAAUAUACUCCAAAACGCCUAUGAUCUGGUGAAAUGCUGAUUAUCUUAAAUGUUCCGCCAGUGGUCAAUGCUUACAUGUGAUCCAGCGACACAAGCAUGCACUGCUCUUGGGCCCGGUGCUUUUUCUGUUGAGACCUCUGAAACCCUUGGUUUUUUAGCUCUUGCAAAGGAACGCUGUGUUAAAAGUUAAUAGAACAGUCUCUGUAAUGAGUCAUUUUUUGAGGGGGAAAAAUUCAGUUAUUUUUCUCUGAUUCUUUCUGUCAUAUUGUGCUCUGAGCAAUUUCAAUUAGAGGGUUACAUUUUAGUAAUCUCUUCAGCUUAAAUUGAUGCCUGCUCAUCGUGACGGGAGCCUUUUAGAUUUCCUCCAGAAGCUUCAAGGAUACAAAACUAAUUGGAGUUUUGACGCUGUUUUACAUCUCAGUAAUUUUAUUUUGGGGGCUUGGUGUUACUUUGCUGUCAAAUUAAAUCAGCCUCUGUAUUGUGCAAGUCAGAACAGUACAGAUAAAAUUCCCCCGUAUUCCAAGCCAGUGCGCCCCUGUGCAGAAGAAAAUAGCUGAUCGACGUCAGCCAACUCAGUGAGCGAAGAGUUCUUCUCCUUCUCCUUAAAUGGGAGAGGAAAAACUUAAAGAGAUUUACACUGCUGCAUUUCAAAAAAAAUUUUUAUACUUGCUUUUGGUAUGAUUUUGUACAAUUUGAAAUUUAUAGCCAAGCUCUUUUGGCUUAGCUUUUGAUGUGAUGAAGUAUAUAUGACAUCUUGAACCUUCAGGAGCAGCAGCAAUGCACAGUAUCUCACACACGUGAACACACUUAACGUGUCCUUGCCUGGGACUAAGGAUGGGCAAGUUUCAAGUAUUGUCAACGUGAGUUUUCUGAUUGUGGAGUUAUUCAUAGGAAACUUCAAUACAAGACCAGCUUCCCCUGGUGACUUAGCGUAUAUGAGACGCACUCAUAAAUAUUCAGGUGAUUUCAAGCCCAGCCAAGGAAAACGUAAGAAGGGAGGGGAAAGGAUGCUAGGUAUUCACUUUGUGUACGUUUUGUUCUUUGUGUGCUUCUUAAACCAAACAAAAGCGAUGUGGUGAUUAUCUACCUUUGAAUGUUCCAUGCUCCUGUAAUGAGAGAGGAGGUCUAGGAAAGUGGCUGAGUCUUGGAGGGAGAGUAAAAAGCCUACCGUGUCCUUACUGAGCUGGGAACUCAUGGGUAAGACACAAGCCCUCUGCACCUCAGUUUCUCCAGCUGAGAAUCAGAGUUGGACCGGAUGAGCUGGAUGUGUCUCCAGGCUCCAGUCCUUGUCAGAUGAACUCCCUCUCGUUUACCUACAGAGGUUUGGGGACUCUGAGGUGGCCUCCAUGGGGAGGGCCCCCCACAAGACAUUUCAGGGGGGACCAUGGAGAGCUGAAGCAUGAACAUCUUCAGCCAAGUAUUGCCAUGAAGAACAUGAGCUCAGAGAAGCUCCAUAUGAUUUCUUUUUCCUUAGAGUUCCAGAUUUUGGGGGUACGGUCAUCCAGUUUAUACAUUUGGCUCGUAAUUCAAAACUUGAAAGCAAACCCAGAACACUACCAUGUGAGGGGAAGACAGCAUGUCUGUGGGCUGAAUUGACUACUCUGUCUGGAGACGCCAUGGUUAGGGGAAGAAAAUUAUCUUCCAGAUAUUUUUUUCCUGGUGGCUGCUAAGCUGUCAGUGAGAUUGCUGAUCUAUAUCAGUAAGUCACAGUUCCAAAUAGCACUGACCUUCAGAUGGUGGUGGAAGUUCUGUCCUUCUGAGAGCCACCAUUGCUGGCUGCCACAUCCCAGCCUGGAUCCAGUAUGGUAGAACAUUGAUUCCAUCUCUCUGACUCCUUGUAUGUGUGUCUUAUCAGGGCAAGCAGGUUGCUAAGCCAUCCCGUCAGCUGGUCAUUUGCAAUGGGUGGCCGUGUUUACAAGGGUGCCUCACUUUAUAUCAGCAUGAAUUGUGAAAAGCUAUAUUCCAAUGGAUUU